Molecule: messenger RNA, 1354 nt
Organism: Colletotrichum godetiae
Lineage: Eukaryota; Fungi; Ascomycota; Sordariomycetes; Glomerellales; Glomerellaceae
Exons: 4
Coding region: 206-1138 (310 amino acids)
Source: RefSeq, a predicted model, not a curated record
GAGAAGGCCUCCAAGACUCCUAGAUUGAAUAUCUGCUUUGUGUUUUGAGACGAUGAGCCACUUCAUCAUUUACUAUAAUUACAAACUUGUCGGAUCUGGUUUCGAGCUUGAAGAUUCAAUCAUUAUCUACCAUUCAAAUAGCAAUAACACACGAUUCAAUCCCUACAACCCUUAAAUCACCGUCACAUCCACCCUCACGUUCAUCAUGGUUGUAGUCGCAGUCGCCGGGGGCACGGGCGGUGUCGGUAAGACCAUCGUCGAGCAGUUGCAGCUCAGCAAGAAGCACGAGGUGAUCUUGCUCAGUCGCAAGGCCCCUGCCACACCCGCCUCAGGUGGCGCACAAAUUGUGCUUGCUGACUACGGCAACAUCGAGGCGCUUUCUCUGCUGCUCCAGGAACACAAAGUCGACACGGUCAUUUCCACGAUUGGCCUCAUGGGCGCAGAGGCCAUCCGGUCACAGCUCAACCUCAUCGCUGCAGCCGACAAGGCCAAGUCAACUCAUCGAUUCGUACCCAGCGAGUUCACAGUCUACGUUUCUCCAGACGAUUCUAACGCGGCGGCAUUCGGUGCCUGGCUGGACGCAGCCGCCGCUCUGAAGAAGACUGGUCUGACAUACACUCGUGUCAUCAACGGGUGGUUCAUGGACUACUUUGGCAUGCCGCACACCCCAAGCAACCUCACCCCGCACGCCUGGGCCGUCGACAUCGCCAACCGCCGCGCCGCCAUCCCCGGAACCGGCAACGAGCCCAUGACCAUGACCUACUCAGUAGACGUAGCUCGCUUCGUCGUCCGUAUGCUCGACGACACCGACUGGCCCGAAGUCAGCAUCAUCAGCGGCUCAGAUACUACAUUCAACAAGAUCUCGGAAAUCGCGGAGAAAGUCACUGGAGCCAAGUUUGACGUCGUCUAUGACGGAGAAGAGAAAUUAAGAAACGGCCAGGCAACCGUAUGGCCGACAGAUUACGGCGCAGGACCAGCGUCAGCGGAGGAGACGCAGGCGAUGAUGGCUCUUUUCGGAUUGAUGAGCGUCGAGGGUCGGAUCCUUGUGCCCGAGGGUAACCGCCUGAAUGACAAGUACCCAGAGAUCCACCCCGUCGGCAUCGAGGAGCUUCUCACCGCGGCCUGGACUGGGAAGUAGGAUCCUUUGCGUCUCAGGACUAGGUACUUGAGUUAAAGUCCUUUUGCUCUCAUUGAUGCUGGCUUUUCACCUCUGCUGUUAAAUCCCCUCAACGCAGUGUUACCUUCUUGUUUGGCACAGCCUGUCUUUGAGGAAGACGCAUCUCUUUGAUCCUGGUUCUCGUGGCUCUCUCGACAUCUUCUGCCGCUCCUAUGAUGAUGUACUCUUGCGCCGAAU